UUAUGACGAUCAUAAUCAUCUCAAAUAUGAAUCAUAUCUGCAGAGACGACAUGUGAAUUAAACGCGCGUUUAGAGCGGAAUCACCGGUUUCAUCGCGAGGAUCGAUCGAGCUGUUCGAGAUUCACGUUCAGAUCAAACCUUUCUAUCAGCAACUGAAUCUCCCAGUGACUCCCAGUUUUCCUCAGUCAUGAUCGGCUCGAUCCGCAUUAAUGUGGGAGGAUUCCGGCGCCGGCUUCUCUCCACUCGACUCUCCCGUUUCCCCGAGACCCGACUCGCUCGCUUGCUGAGCUGUCGAUCCAGGGAGUCGAUCCUCGAGCUGUGUGACGACUACGACGAGUCUGAGAGCGAGUUCUACUUCGACCGUAAUCCCACGCUCUUCCCGUACGUCCUGCACUUCUACAACACGGGAAGACUUCACGUCAUGGAGGAGCUCUGCAUCUUCUCCUUCAGUCAAGAGAUCGAGUACUGGGGCAUCGACGAGCUGUUCCUCGACUCCUGCUGCAGGAGCAGCUACCACUGCCGGAGGAUGGAUCCGGAUCAGGCCCGGGACGACGGGAGCGAAACCGCAAGCUCAACCUCAUCGUUCGGCGAGAUCAUGGAGUUUUACAGCGACGCCGGGAAAUUCGACAAGCAGCUUCUAGGGAGCGUUCGCCGGAGAAUCUGGUUAAUGCUGGACAAUCCCGGCUAUUCCCUUCCCAGUCGCCUCAUCAGUGUCUUCUCCAUCCUGGUCCUGUUGGGCUCCAUCGCCAGCAUGUGCAUGAACAGCAUGAGUGAGUUCACUCGGGAAGAUCCGCGCUUCCAGACCGUGGAGAAUUUGGGAAUAGCCUGGUUCACUUUCGAACUUCUGGCUCGACUCUCCGUGGCUCCGGAUCUCCUCCGAUUCUUCGCGCACCCGCUAAACCUGAUCGAUCUGGUGUCCAUCCUACCCUUCUAUCUGACGCUCGUGAUUGAUCUGGUUGCGGAGAGCAGUCCUGCGCUGGCUAAUCUGGGAAGAGUCGCGCAGGUGCUCCGGUUGACCAGGAUCUUCCGGAUCCUGAAGCUGGCUCGCCACUCCACGGGCCUGCGGUCUCUGGGAGCCACGCUCCGGAACAGCUAUCGGGAGAUCGGGCUCCUCCUGCUUUAUCUCUCCGUCGGAGUCUCCUUCUUCUCCGUCAUGGCCUACACCCUGGAGAAGGAGGAGAACGAGGGAUUGAACACCAUCCCGGCCGGCUGGUGGUGGGCCACGGUUAGCAUGACCACUGUGGGAUACGGAGACGUCAUUCCCGGAUCCGUCGUGGGGAAGCUCACGGCGUCGGCCUGCAUAUUAGCGGGAAUACUGGUUGUGGUGCUUCCCAUCACGCUGAUAUUUAAUAAGUUUUCCCUGUUUUAUAAGAGGCAGAAGCAGCUGGAGAUCAUCAUGAGGAGCUGCGAGUUCGACCAGGGAAUGAAGGAGCCUCCGUCUGUCAAUCUGAGGAAUUAUUACGCUCAUAAAGUCAAGACGCUGAUGGCCAGUCUGUCCAACAUGAGCCGCAGUUCUCCCAGCGAUCCCAGUCUGAGCGGCUCUCUGCGUUAGCCGUGCCGUCUGCCUCACGUGUUCCUAGUCUGAGCUCGGUACGACUGAUGAACCUGGAUGUAGUGUUUACAUGACCCCUGAACAUGUGAUCGGGUUGAUGUGUGUGUUUAUAUGUCACAAGCUUAAAUCGGGAAAUAUGUUUGACAUGCGCGAAUAUACAGUUUCUCCGACACUGGUUCUUUAUUUGUUUUAAAUAGCAGACUUGUAAUCCGUCUCUGGUCAUGAUGAGUAGACAUGAGCGCAUGAGCCGCUGUGCCGCUGCUUAUAUUCAUCACACAGUUAAACUGCCCAAACCCAGUGGUGUGUGUGUGUGUGUGUGUGUGUUGAGGUUCUGUGUGUUGUGAUGUGUGUCACACGGGUGUUCUUGUGCCCUUGUUCUGUGCCUUUCACAAACCCAGUGUCUGAAUCGGGUAUUAAUGGGCAGAAACGUGUUUGUUACAUGUCUGGAUUUGUAAUAUUUCCAGCUCAUAAUUUUAUUUUCCCUUUUACUUGAAAAUAAUUUAUCCUGUUUUAAGACUGUUAAGAUGUUUUGCUUUGUGUGAUGUUUACCAUGAUACCUUUACAGGUGUGUGUGUGUCAUCAUCCUCAUCAGUGGGACUCUGUCUCCCUCUGCUGGAGAAGAGACGCAGUGCGGGAGCCGUGAGGAGAGUGAUGGAGUCUGAGAGUGUCUACAGCUGUAAACAUCACAGUUUAACUGGAGUACAGAGAGCAGAACAGCAGCUGAGGCUCAUGGGAAGAGAAGUGAGCUAUUAGUUGUUCUAGUGAUGGGAAAUCUGGUUCUUUUCCACGAACCGGUUCUUUCGGACAGUUCGUUUCAAUGAACCGGUUCACCAGUUCUUUUACGUCCUCGCGUAAUGACGUCAGUUCUAUCGUCCCGGCGGAUAAAAAUACAAAUGAAUUUGAAUCUUAACUUCAGUUAAAUAUUAGUAAUCAUCGUCAUAAUCAUCUUAGAUGAGUAUCUUACAUUUACGUUUGGCAAAUGAACCCUGUCCAGGCGAUGUGCAAACGCGGAUGUUUUACAUGUUUUGAAAAUAAAAGUGAAUAAAGUGGC
This is a messenger RNA of Pimephales promelas (fathead minnow), 2603 nucleotides long. RefSeq names its product potassium voltage-gated channel modifier subfamily S member 2 (gene kcns2). The record is from RefSeq and is a predicted model, not a curated record. Gene Ontology annotation, molecular function: voltage-gated potassium channel activity; protein binding. Lineage: Eukaryota; Metazoa; Chordata; Actinopteri; Cypriniformes; Leuciscidae. Gene Ontology annotation, cellular component: voltage-gated potassium channel complex; membrane. Gene Ontology annotation, biological process: action potential; protein homooligomerization; potassium ion transmembrane transport.